AUCGCUUCACUGGUGGACUGAGUAAAAGAGUGGUUGAGAGGCCGCUUAUCCAAAAAACCUGCCCCCUUGUAUUAGCCAGAACCUCCCCGCAGGGAGGGACAGCGUCCACCACCGCAGGCACCGGCCGGUCGCCAGUGGUCUGUAUAAAAGGCACCAGCAGAGGGGACUGUGUAUUAGCUGGGAUGGCCCGGUGGCACGUGCUGCGCUGCAGCCCUAUGGGGCUGCCUCGGUCCUGGGCUGAGGGUCUUCCGAGCGUGAGCAUGCGCCGUAGCAGCAGCGUGCCGGUGGUCAGGGACGUGUACCCAGAGAACAGCAGCUUAGUCCGACCGUUCCAUGAGAUUCCUGGGCUCUGGAAGAACGGGGCGGCAAACCUGUAUGCCUUCUGGAAACAAGAUGGCUUCAAGAACCUUCACCACAUCAUGGUGAACAACUUCAACAAAUUUGGACCUAUCUACAGGGAGAAGAUAGGUUACUAUGACAGUGUGAACAUCAUCAAGCCUGUGGACGCAGCCACCCUGUUCAGAGCAGAGGGCUACUAUCCCAAGAGGCUGAGGGUCGAAGCAUGGACAUCAUACAGGGACUACAGGAAUCGCAAAUAUGGAGUUCUACUCAAGGACGGGGAAGACUGGAGGUCCAACAGGGUUAUUCUCAACAAGGAAGUCAUUUCUCCAAAGAUGCUUGGGAACUUUGCCCCGUUACUGGAUGAAGUUGGCCAGGACUUUGUGGCUAGGAUUCACAAAAAGAUUGAGAGAAGUGGACAGAACAAAUGGACAACAGACCUAUCUCAAGAACUUUUUAAAUACGCCCUGGAAUCGGUGGGCUCGGUGCUGUACGGAGAGCGGCUGGGUCUGCUGCUGGACUACAUCGACCCAGAGGCCCAGCACUUCAUCGACUGCAUCACCCUGAUGUUCAAGACCACCUCUCCCAUGCUGUACAUCCCCCCAGCCCUGCUGAGGACGCUCGGGGCCAAGGUCUGGAGGGACCACGUCCAGGCCUGGGACGGCAUCUUCGGCCAAGCCGACCGCUGCAUUCAGAACAUUUACAGGAAGUUGAAGGAACCGGUUCAGUCCGAUAAAUACCCGGGGGUCCUGGCCAGCCUGCUCAUGCUUGACAAGCUGUCCAUCGAGGAUAUCAAGGCCAGCGUGACGGAGCUGAUGGCCGGGGGGGUGGACACGACCUCCAUCACCCUGCUGUGGACCCUGUACGAGCUGGCCCGACACCCCGCCCUGCAGGAGGAGCUGAGGGCCGAGGUGGCCACCGCCCGCGCCCAGAGCCAGGGGGACCUGCUGGGCAUGCUCAAGAGGAUCCCCCUGCUGAAGGGGGCGCUGAAGGAGACCCUACGACUACACCCAGUGGCAGUGAGCUUGCAAAGAUACAUCACAGAGGACAUUGCCAUCCAAAACUACCACAUACCAUCAGGGACUUUGGUCCAGCUAGGGCUGUUUGCGAUGGGCCGAGACCCCUCGGUGUUCCCUCGACCAGAGCAGUACCAGCCCUCCCGCUGGCUGCGGACGGAGAACAACUACUUCCGCAGCCUGGGCUUCGGAUUCGGCCCCCGCCAGUGUUUGGGCCGCCGCAUCGCCGAGACGGAGAUGCAGCUCUUCCUCAUCCACAUGCUUGAGAACUUCAGAGUGGAGAAACAGAGGCACGUAGAAGUGAGGAGCACCUUCCAGCUCAUUGUUCUACCGGAGACGCCCAUCAUAUUGACCAUCAAGCCUCUGCAAGGCCAACGAUGACUGGGAAGCUCACAGGAAACAAGCAGGAAUGACGUAUAAUGACAAUAAAUAUUUUAUAGAAUAUUGUAUACUUUCAUAGAUCAUGUGUAUUCUUUUUUAAUAUUUGUAACAAAAAGUAGCAUUUCACUGUGAUAAUCAAAUCCAAAAGCAUUACACAGUAGUCUUACAAAAUCGUUUUUAUCUUAAAAAAUAAAUGUUCUCUGUGCCAUUUGA
Molecule: messenger RNA, 1949 nt
Organism: Gadus chalcogrammus (walleye pollock)
Lineage: Eukaryota; Metazoa; Chordata; Actinopteri; Gadiformes; Gadidae
Product: cholesterol side-chain cleavage enzyme, mitochondrial-like
Exons: 9
Coding region: 183-1736 (517 amino acids)
Biological process (GO): cholesterol metabolic process; cellular response to peptide hormone stimulus; C21-steroid hormone biosynthetic process
Cellular component (GO): mitochondrial inner membrane
Molecular function (GO): iron ion binding; oxidoreductase activity, acting on paired donors, with incorporation or reduction of molecular oxygen; heme binding
Source: RefSeq, a predicted model, not a curated record